Molecule: messenger RNA, 1450 nt
Organism: Syngnathoides biaculeatus (alligator pipefish)
Lineage: Eukaryota; Metazoa; Chordata; Actinopteri; Syngnathiformes; Syngnathidae
Product: arrestin domain-containing protein 3-like
Exons: 6
Coding region: 15-1067 (350 amino acids)
Biological process (GO): protein transport
Cellular component (GO): cytoplasm; plasma membrane
Source: RefSeq, a predicted model, not a curated record
CUCUGGGGAAAAAAAUGACCGUCAAAAAUUUCUCCAUUGAAUAUGACUCCAUCAACAGCCAAAACAUCUUCACAAACGGAGAUACAAUCAAGGGAAGGAUCAUUGUGGAGGCCUCGAAAGAAACUUCAAUCCAAUCGCUGACCUUCAUUGGAAAAGGAAGUGCGAGGGUUUCCUGGCAUGAAUAUUACUUUGAAUAUGAUCAUCUUUACUACUGGGCCGAUGAAAAAUACUAUGAAAUCAAGCAAUAUAUCCUGAGACUCGGUAGUGAAUCCGUCGCCAAAGGAAGACAUGUGUACCCCUUUUGCUUCACGGUCCCUAACAGGAAAAUGCCAUCAUCGUUCAAGUCGUCGACUGGUAAAAUUGUUCAUAAGCUUAAAGCGGAGCUUAAACAAUCGAUGAGGCUGACAAAAACAGCGAAAGUCCACUUCACGUUUGUCUCCAAAGCAGACAUGGACAUACCUGGGCUUAUGGAACCUCAACAUGAGAUCAUCGAUAAAAAACUCAUAGGUUCUGGAAUUAUUGCGAUGGAUGUUUACACAAAAAGGAUGGGAUACCAACAAGGUGAAGAUCUCCGAAUCAAAGUGGACGUUCAUAACCGGUCAUCCCGCACCUUGAAGCCCAAAUUUGUACUGUACGAAAAGCGGAGUUACUUUGCUCAAUGUAACCGGAAAGUCUCCACGAAGAAGAUCCUCAAAGAGAAAUGUGAGAUGAUUGAAGCCCAAAGCAAAGAGACGAUGGAGAGCGUGAUCGCCAUCCCCAGGAAUCUGCCCUCCUCCAUUCUGAACUCUGCCAUCAUCAGGCUGGAAUACAGGCUGAAGAUCUUUCUGGACAUCAAAUAUGAAAUAGACCCCCAAAUCAAACUUCCAAUCGUUGUCCUGCCAGCCUUUGAGGUUCCUGCAAGAAACCUUCCUACAGAUCCGGUUGCUUGUGGAUUUGAGGACUUUGGGAGCUCAAACCAAAAGAGCUGGAGCGAAGCAACCCAAACUUCGGAUCUUCCCCCACCGUAUGAAGCACAUAAUGCGUAUCCCACCUUGAGUAAUUCUGACAAAUCGAGACAUUUACUCUAAAUCCCUGAAAGGAAAUGUACGGUGCCAAUAAAUCAGACUCUAGCCUUUUUUCUUGUAUGUGUGGGUGGAACAACCAUCAAAUAGAACUGUUUUAUUCAUUGUAAUGUUAUAUUUAUGUUAAUUGUUUGCUAUACUUUGUCACUUCAUGAAUAGCAAUGGAGAGUGUGUUAAGGAAGUGAAGAAUCGGGUCCAAGCGGGGCGGAACAGCUGGAGGAAGGUGUCUGGUGUUCUAAGUGACAGAAGAAUCUGCGUUAGGAUGAAGGGCAAAGUCAAUGAAACAGAAUUGCACAUCCAACAAUGUGUUGGCAGUCAAACACUGACAGAGUGACUUUUGUCCUUACAUCAUGUUCCUAAAUUAAUCCAACGAAGCACCGCAUAAUUAA